This is a messenger RNA of Chrysemys picta bellii (western painted turtle), 3412 nucleotides long. NCBI's taxonomy places the organism in Eukaryota, Metazoa, Chordata, Testudines, Emydidae. The record is from RefSeq and is a predicted model, not a curated record.
GGGUCGCUCCGGACCUUGGCCAGGGGCUGCUCCCCCCCUCCCCGCCCCCGGCCGCUGCCCGUGCGCUAACGCCGCCCCCGCCGCCUCCCAGGGCAACGCAGGGACGCGUGGCCCGCCCGGCAUGGCGGCCAAGGCGAAGGGGAAGGAGAGCAGGCAGGAAGAAGGUCAAGAACAAGAUACUGUAGCUAGAGAGAUUAUGACAUGGAAGUUUCUUUCUCUUCCCCAAAUUAGUGCUUUGUCAGAACAAAAUAUAGAAGGGGUUCAAAAAAAACUGGAAGAGUUUCUGAAUUUCAGACAAAUUAAGACAUCUUUGAAGGAAGCUGUUUUACUAGAUUAUUAUGUGUCGGGAUUUUGGUGGGCUAAAGAGAUGGACUUCACUCAUCUACAACUCUCAGGAUUCAUGGCCAUCUUAAACUUUCUGUUGGAGAACCUUAGCACCAAACAUAUUACGCUAGAAGACAACAUAAAAGAACUUGGGAGAGCAAUGGCUGGAAUAGGGGAGUCUCAUUCAGAAAAAGGUGGUGGCUUGGAUUUCUUCAGUGUUGAUCAAGCCAAGGCUAUAAUCAGUUACUUGAAGAUCAGUUUAUUUCAACACUAUAAACUAUAUGAAUAUCUUUUCCACAAUCCCAGGGAAGAACUUGUAAUAGGCGAUGAGGUAUCACUUCAGCCAAAACAUCAAAGCAAAUUGAAGAAAGUACAUUCAGUAGUUUUACUGUACUACUAUGAUUGUUUAAAGCUAGGAGGUUGCACACUUUGUAGCUUGUGUAAGCCGAGCUUCUUGUACAUUCUGCGUAUCCUUGCAUUCCUCCAUUCUCCACCACAGACACCCUGUUUGCCACCCCUUGUUUUUCAAGUACUCCCUACAACCUGCUAACCUCCUCUCUGCUAGGGUCUCUGUAUGCCCCCCAUCCAGGGUCUCCCAUACCAGGGUCUCCUCUUCUCCCCCAUACCAGCAGCUCCUUAUACACACUCAUCCCACCUUCCCCCAGGCCCUCCAUUCCCUUCCAUGGCAGGAUCUGUGUGUGCGCCUCUACCCCUCUUCCCUCCCAGGUAGGGGCUCUGUGUGCCCCCCCUUCCCUGUUGUCAGAUUCCUCCAAUCUCUCCUCAUCAGGAGGUUCUAUGUUCCCCCUCCAUCAUGGCGGGGGAUCUGUAUGCAUCUCAUUCUGCUUUUUCCCAUCCUUCCCUCCUUCUUCCCAUAUCAGGAUAUCCCAAUCUCUCCCCCACCAGAGGUACUGUGUGCCCCACAUUCCCUCCUUCCCUGCCAUGCCUGGGGUUCUGUGCUCCCCCCUGCCUCCAUCACUGUGGUCCCCAUUCUCUGUCUCCCAUACCAAGGGUUCUUUGUGCCCCCUUCCUCCUAUUCUAGGGUUUCCCAUUCUCCCUCACCCCCAUGCUGGGGCUGUGUGCACACACUCCUUUUCCCCUUCUUACCAUUUCCUCUUCUCUGUCCCUCCCUCCCCCCGCCGAUUAUUAUUUUUUCUGUCUGAGAGAGAAAUCAUUCAAUGUGUCAGCAUGUUAACCUCUAUUGGAAAGAGAAGCAGUGAUUGUUAUAAGGGUAGUGUUAUGCUGGAAGGUGUUAAUGGCUGACAUCAACUGGUUAAUUGAUUUAUAUAUAAUUACACAGGUGCUUGAGGCUAUGGCUGUGUUAAAGAGGUAGGAGGAGUUUCAUGUGUCCACUGUCACCCUUUCAAUUUUCUAACUUUUCUCCAAAUCAGUAUGGGUUCCGGCCAUUGAUGCCUAAAAUAUUCCCUGAAAUUUUGGAAUUGAUCAAAUGCGGCAUUUACAAGUUAUUGAGUUACUGACAGAGAAGUAGUGUUGAGUUUAGUGUAAGCACGUCACAAGCUUGGCAGUACUUAAUUAACCAGGAGACCUUUCCAAUGGUGAAGCUAAGUAGCUCGAGGUAAAGUGAUUGGAUAUGAAUUUUGUUUGCUUCUCUAGUGUUUCUGAAUGGGUUACUUUGUGUCCUUCGGCAUUCUUAAUGGCUUUUUUGACUAGUUCUAUAAUUAAAUAGAGCUGCGCGGGGGACAGUAAUUAUCUUUUUGCGGAGGUGCUCCACCCACCACUAAUUAUUUUUCAUACACUAGUCAAGUAAAACAACAAAAAUGCCCCCAAAAUACAGUGACCCAUUCAGGAAGAGGUGGGAAACGCAGCUUCCAGGUUCUUGGCUCCCCACUAGCCUGCCUGCUGAAGAGGCAAGCAGAUGAGCUAUGAGGCAACCAGACAGGUUUCAAAAUCUGCCUGGUUUCGAGCAGAAUGUCAUGAAAAUAGAACCAUUUCUGUGAAACAUUUCACUUUGGAUGAAUCAGCAAAUUCUGACAAAAAUGUUUUGUCAAAAUUUUUCCAACCAGCUCUUAAAAAAAUAAAAAAGUAAAAUUGGAAAUAGUGAGGAAUCUGUCAAAAAGACCAGAAACAUCUUAUUUGAAUCUAGACUGACAUCAGUAUUUAGUUAAAAUGCCUCAGCAAGGACAGCGUGGAUGAACAAAUUGUUCAAGGGGAUAUAGUCGUUCACAUUUAGGUCACCAGUUCAAAUUCAGCCCAAGUUGUUUAGUGAUUGACAGUUGAUACCAUCUGCUUGCUAUUUGGCAUCCAGUGUGAUAUCAUUUGGUGGUUACAGUCCAGUCUGCAAGGCCAAGUGUGCACAUUGCAGAUAUCACCACCACAGUUGUUGCUAAUUGGCAAUUAUACCUAGGCAAUUAUUGCACACAAAGAUUCAUGAACAUUUGUUGUAAUGGAAGUCAUGAAUUUGUGUAGCAGCUUUUGUGACUCCCAUUUACUUGCUUUUCAUGCGAAUUUGUGCAACAAACGUGUUCACAAAAAUAUUUCUGGAACAGGAAAGUGUUGUGGUUACUCAUGCAAAUGCAUCUUCACAUGUGAAUAUCCAUAUGACAUGUUUACACAGCCAUCUUGAAAUCUCAUUGUGAGUUUGUUGUGAAUAGAGACCUUCUUCACUAAGACAAUAUUGUUUUUUAACGAUAAAUGGUUUUUAGCCUGUGCAUAUAUUUUCAUCUCUAACAACCUUUAUCCAUUUAGCUAUGAAGAAGAGUUAACAGAUUCUUCAUAUUUACAGUAAUAAUAAGAUCUCAGUAAUAAAGAUAGGGUAGCAAAAACUCUUAAAAUGCUCCAGAAAGUUCAGUGUGUCCUCUAAAUUUCACCUUAAUAUUUAUAUGUGGUUAUAUGUGGUCAUAUGUUACAAUGGAGAAUAUCUCUACCUAACAUUGGAUCUACAAUUUUUAAGCAUUUAAUUGAUAUAUAUCUCUUGUUUGUAACCUCAUCAAAACUCAUAACAUGAUUUAAAUAGUUAUCAUACUUGAAUUUUGUAUGGUGUGUUCAGUUGAUAUGUGCAGUAACUUGUAUUUAUACAUAAACCUGAGCAAUGAAAAUAGUUUAAAUUUCAAUAAAAAGAUAAUAAAUAUAA